AUGAGCGAAUUAGCCUGUGGAUCAACUGUGAGCAAGUUUGAAACAGGACAAGAAGAUGAAGAAUAUUGGUUCGAUGAAAACGAUGAGCAACAGCUUGAUGAAAUGGCUACUUGGCAUGCAGAAAUGAUGGCUCUACCUGAGCAUCUUCGAGUUGGGUGGGAAACCCUUGAAGUUAAUACUGAGACAGAUGUAUCAUUUUUGGACGAAUCUGUCAAUACAGAAGAAUCAUCAUGUAGUAAACGAAAACAAGACGCAUGUAUUACACCAUCGGUUGUGUCACAAAAGACCCACCGUGGCCAUCCGAAUUCAUCUGUGGCGUGUUCAAAAUCAACAAAUAAUGUGCACAAUGACCAAAGCAAAGAAUAG
Molecule: messenger RNA, 366 nt
Organism: Adineta steineri
Lineage: Eukaryota; Metazoa; Rotifera; Eurotatoria; Adinetida; Adinetidae
Source: the annotation of a GenBank genome assembly